AUGCAAAGAGAAGUUAAUCUGCCCAUUGUCACACUGUUAGUAGUCAGGACGGAAAGAUCCAACGGGUCUGGGGACUCGGGCAAGGUUCUUGCAGAAGGUGACAGCUCAGCGGGGGGCAGGGCGGGUACAGGGGUUGUCCGUGACGACCCCGUGGAGACGAAUGACAAAACAACGACUGUACUCUUGUCCCUCGCCCCGGACUUAGGGCCCAGCACCGAGCCUUCCGGCCUGAGCCCGCGGGCCGGCGGUCGAGGACAACCGCCCAAGGCAGCGGGCAGCCGAGCCGACCUCUGGACGGCAGCGGCCCACCAGGCCCGCCCCAGCCCCGCGAAGCUUCGCGCCAGCGCCAGGGAAGUAUCCUUCACUAACCUCUCACCAGGCCUCCGACACCCUCGUGUAACCUCUCAGGUUCCAGGCAACGCCAUAUACACACGCGACACCCGGAAGUUCCGGGAUGAGAGGGCCUAUCAUAGGGCCUCCCUCGGGCCGCGGUUCCGCCCCCGGGAGAAGCCCCGCCCACAGAGCGUGGUCCCGUCCCUGAGCUCGCGUCUCUGGCCCAAUGCGGCCUUGAGCUCUACUCGGCGGAGACGCGGAAGACGCGGCGCGCCUCGAGCUCCUCGCGCGGACUCGCGUACAGAAACCAGCCGGCGCCUCUUGGUCACCAGAGCCGCGAGGGCGGUCUCACAGAAGUCGGCCUUCGGCCGCGUCCUGCAAGCUGGCGGGGCCGCGCUCCCGGGACGCGAGACGCGCGCCGCUGGGGGCGCCCCAGGCUCGCUGGGCGGCACCGAGCGCCUAGGGUCUGAGUGGAUCCGGGGCUAG
Rangifer tarandus platyrhynchus (Svalbard reindeer) is the source of this 819-nucleotide messenger RNA. The record is from the annotation of a GenBank genome assembly. NCBI's taxonomy places the organism in Eukaryota, Metazoa, Chordata, Mammalia, Artiodactyla, Cervidae.